Molecule: messenger RNA, 858 nt
Organism: Vigna unguiculata (cowpea)
Lineage: Eukaryota; Viridiplantae; Streptophyta; Magnoliopsida; Fabales; Fabaceae
Molecular function (GO): protein binding
Source: RefSeq, a predicted model, not a curated record
AUUUUCCAAAUUUUUUCCUAAAUUAGGUGUAAAUACCAAUACAUGUUCUCCGACAACGACGCAAAGCCAAAGAUUAUUUGUUUCCCGUUAUACCUUCCCUUUUUCCUCGCUAACACGGAAAACAAAACCCCAAAUUCCUAUAUUAGGGUUCAAUCCAAUUUCAAUUCCGAAACCUCCCAUUCUCCCAAUCCUCCAAAUCCCAAAACUUCCCCUCUUACAGAGUCCUCAAAUCUAGCACGGCGAGCUCUCGCGGCUCGCCAUCUCCAACAAUAACCAUGUGGACAUUCCCACCCUCUCGCCACCGGUUCCUCGCCGCCGCGAUCAUCGUCGUUGCACUUUGCAUGAUUCUACCCGUUUCGAUGGCGACACAACCGCUGAAAUUGUGCAUGCUAACGACGCCGACGCCGACGUGCCCCGUUAAGUGCUUCGUCGCCAAACCGGUUUGCGGCGAGGACGGCGUAACGUACUGGUGCGGUUGCCAUGAGGCAGCGUGUGCCGGCGUGGAGGUUGAGAGAAUAGGUCCCUGUGUAGAGGGGAAUGGGGGAUCGGCACCGAUUCCUGGACAGGCUCUCCUUUUGGUGCACAUUGUGUGGCUCAUCUUGUUGGGGUUCUCCGUCUUGUUCGGUCUUUUUUAGUUUUAUGGGGUUUGUGUAUGGUUCCAUGAUUGGUUCUUUUCAAUUCUUUGAGGUUCUUUUGUAAAUUAACCACACGGCAAUUCUUGUAUUGUAUGUGUGAUUAUUAUUUUUUUAUUAUUAUUGUUGUAAUUCCAUGACUUCAUUGCUGCUGCUGCUGGUGUACCUUGUUGUGAAUUUAAUUCGAAUGCAGUUUCUAUUCUAUAUAUAAUUGUUUGUUGGGGUU